Neurospora hispaniola is the source of this 189-nucleotide messenger RNA. RefSeq lists its product as uncharacterized. NCBI's taxonomy places the organism in Eukaryota, Fungi, Ascomycota, Sordariomycetes, Sordariales, Sordariaceae. The transcript has a single exon. The annotation marks the transcript as partial. The record is from RefSeq and is a predicted model, not a curated record.
AAUUGGAUAAAGGAUUUUAUUAAGGAUAAAUAUAGUAUUGAUGAGAAGCCUAUUUAUUUACGACUCUGCUGCUAUGUUUUGGAGGUUUGGAAUGAAUUAUUAGAGGAAUAUUUAGUAGAACUUUUGGCUUUAAUGCUAGAGAGGUGCCAAGUUGUUAUUGAUGCUAAUGGAAUGUAUACUAAAUAUUAG